Molecule: messenger RNA, 3243 nt
Organism: Nicotiana tabacum (common tobacco)
Lineage: Eukaryota; Viridiplantae; Streptophyta; Magnoliopsida; Solanales; Solanaceae
Product: carbon catabolite repressor protein 4 homolog 6
Molecular function (GO): 3'-5'-RNA exonuclease activity
Source: RefSeq, a predicted model, not a curated record
ACCACCAUUAGCAGUUAAGACGUGUCGUUCAAUGGAAGCAGUUGCAUAAUAUUGCAAUUUACAGUUUCGUCAGUUGGAAAGUGAAACAUUCAUGAAACACUCUGCUCCUUCCCUCCACCUCCUUGCAGCCGCUGCUUUCACCGACGCCGCCACCGCCAACGCUGCCAUGUCCUCUGCUCAAUCAUUCCGAGGCGGCCGGAGCCGCGGUCGGAGAAACUUUUCCGACCGUCCUUCCGGCGAACGAAGUGAGCAAAACAUCGCAACUGGAGACUCUCACUUCCAUUCUGUUCGUGAAACCAAUAGAAAUCUCCGUCCUUCCCCCAAUUUUCGACCUAGGGCACCAACACCGAAUUUCUAUCCUAAUCAACCGACUUAUGGACAAUUGCCGCCUCCUCAAUCGCGUCAGCCUUUUCAUCACAAUCAGCAAUCUUAUAGAGCAAUGCCGCCACCAGCAGGAUUUUAUCACAAUCAGCAGUUCAAUAGAGCAGUGCUGCCACCGCCACGAGGAACACAAUAUUAUCGGAAUCAGCAGUUUAAUAGACCGAGUUUUUAUGAGAAUCAGCAGUUUAAUAGACCGAACUUUUAUGAGAAUCAGCGGUUCAGUAGACUGAAUUUUUGUGAGAAUCAGCAGUUUAGGCCGCGGCCAUCCCCUCCCAAGGCAUUGAACUUUCGGAAUUGGGAGUAUGCUAGACCUGGACCUCCGCCUCAUUGUGAGCGAUUUACAGUCUUAUCAUACAACAUACUUGCUGAUUACCUUGCAAUUGAUCAUCAGAGAAAACUUUACUAUCACAUACCACAACAUAUUUUAGACUGGGAAUGGCGUAAAAGAAGUAUUCUUUCUGAGCUUGGAUGGUGGUCAGCUGACAUAUUGUGUUUUCAGGAGGUUGACAGAUUCCAAGAGUUGGAGGCAGAAUUGAAGUUGCGUGAAUAUAAUGGCAUCUGGAAGAGGCGCACUGGAGAUCCAGCUGAUGGAUGUGCAAUAUUUUGGAAUGCGUCAAGAUUCAAGUUGGUGCAUGAAGAAUUUAUUGAAUUUAAAAAGUUCGGGCUACGGGAUAAUGUAGCUCAGAUAUGUGUAUUUGAGUCUCUGGGUCAGCAAAAUAAGAGUGUCGCACCAGCUCUCUCAGCAAGACCUGGUCACUCCAAUAAGGUUGUAAUUUGUAAUACUCAUGUGCUUUUCAAUCCUAGAAGGGGAGAGAUUAAGCUUGGACAGGUUAGGUUGCUUCUGGAUAAGGCUGAUGGUGUUUCAAAACUUUGGGACAAUGCUCCUGUUGUGAUCUGUGGAGAUUUUAACAGUACACCAAAGAGUCCAUUGUACAACUAUAUUGUCGAGAAAAGGCUAGACUUAUCAGAAGUGCCUCGGGAUAAAGUGUCAGGACAGGAGUCUGCUACAAUUAAUACAGUGAAACAUAGCAGCCUCAAUCCUAGUGCUAGACACCAGGAUGCAGUUAACUCUGCUCAAAGCUCUGCACUGGCUGCUGAGAGAGAUGUAAAAGACAGUAAGAUGACAUUAGAUGAACAAAAGCUCGAUUCUCCUAAAAACGAUUCAGCAAGUGGAUCUUCUGUAUGUAUCUUGUCUCAGCCUCAGAGUCCUGUGGUAUAUGAGUCCGGCAGUUCUUGUAUGGUUAUCCCAUGCUCUAAGGGUACGAAUGAGUUACCUAGAGAAACUCAUGGUAAUGUUUCUGUUGGUGUCUUUAGAGAAGAUCCAAGUAGUUCUCGUGGUGAAGGUUCAUUGUUUCCAGUUGAAGGUACGAGUCAUGAAGUAAGUUCGCUAGAAUCUUUUCAAGAAGAUGAAUAUGAUAAAGACACUCACGGUAGAUGCAAGGAUGCCAACCCUAAUGCGACAUCUAGCUCUUCUCACAAAACUUUUGAAGCAGAAGUGUGUUCCGGAACCGAUUCAUAUAGACAGAAGGAUAGACAGUCCAAAGUAGAUGGUUUUGGUUCUGAAAAUGUGAUGAGUGUUCACGGACCUACAAUAGCCAAUUCAGAUGUGUCAUCGUUGGGGCUAUUUUCUGAUUCUUCAAAUGUACAUGAAGUUUCUCCUCUGGAAACCUCUGAAAGCGUAUCAUCAAUUGGUAAAGAGAGUUGCACUAAAACGUCACAUGAACAUAAAACCUCAUACGCAGAGACAUGUUUUGAUGUUUUAUUGGACGAAAAGAUGGACAGCUUGUCACUUAAUGAGGUAUCUGGAGGCACAAAAGAAGAUGAACUUUUAGGCCACGAUCGUGAAACAUUUUUGUCCCAGUUAAAUGGUGAAGAUGAUUCCUUUCCAUCUCACUCUAACCAAUUUCAAAAAACUGCUCUUGAGGAAUUGAAUGAUUCCUUCAAGAAGUGUUACGGUUCCUUAGAGUUGCGUCCACUAGGAGACGAGAUAGCAGAUGAUGUUCCUGAUUUGGAUUCUGAGGUUGUUGACCUGGAGAAGUCUACUUAUGAUCCAUCAGCUUGGACUCCAAUGGAUUUAGAAACUGCUACAGGCAAUGCGGAUUGCACAAUAGUGGAACAUAAUCUGAAGUUGGCAAGUUCAUAUAGGGAAGUAGAGGUAGCUCUUAUUAGACUAAGCGUGUACUCUCAAUGUGCUAUACUGUAUCUUAUGUUUCAGGAUUUUAUUGGAACAAGAGAUUCAACAGGAGAACCUGAGGUGACCAGCUAUCACAGGCUUUUCAUGGGUACAGUUGAUUAUAUAUGGCGUUCUGAAGGUCUUCAAACUGUGAGGGUGCUUGCUCCCAUUCCAAAAAACGCCAUGCAAUUUGUGAGAGGUUUCCCUACUAAGAAGUGGGGAAGUGAUCAUAUUGCUUUGGUUUCGGAAUUGGCUUUCACUAAUGAUACAUCGGCCCAUGAUACUAGCGUCCAAAAUCAGUAAAAUCAUGUGCACUCUAAAGGACUAUACGAGUUUUCAGUACGUAAAACCUUUUGUUCUUCCCGUGAAUGAGGGGUGAGAUUCAUCAACGAAGGGUCUUCAAACAUAGAGACGAAGAGAAGACAAAGGGGGUUUAAGGGUGCUAGGGCGUUCAAAAUGCUAGUGCCUCAAUAAGGUAUCGGCAGAUGAGUUCAUGGGGGCCAGCGGAGUAUUUUAUCUUGAAUUUUGAAGGAUUUUUGUACAUUAGCUUGUUUAUUUCUCUUUUGUUUUAUUCUAUGCCCCAGAAAAGAAAAAAGUACUAUUGUCAUUAUUGAGUUAAUUAACUGUAAAGGUUGUCAGAGUUGACUUUUAGAAAGAAUUUUAUUUAGAAAGCUUUUUGUUCUUCGAAA